AGGAUUAUGAAAAAAAUUGGCAUUAUAUUAGAGGAUGUCAAAUUGUCAAUGGCCGAUGUUGUGGUGACACUGAAGAAGAUUAGAAAGGAUUAUGAAAAAAGAAAUUGACAUUAGAUUAGCUGCCGUGCAGAGUUGUAGGCAAUCAUUGGUUGGCGUUGAUGGACCGCGUUGGUUUGAUACAGCCAAUGAAGGCUGUUUACCAGCAGUCCUGCACACGGCGGAGUUGUUGAUCAUCUCGCUGACAGUGACAGCCCUUGCAGCAGGUGCCUCUUCUUCUCCAUCUCCAUCCAUCAACAGCAGCAGCGGCGGCGGCGCCGCAGCCGACCUCGCGGCGCUGCUGGCUUUCAAGGCCCAGCUCGCCGAUCCUCUCGGCGUCCUCGCCGGCAGCUGGACGACCAACGUCUCCUUCUGCAACUGGGUCGGCGUCUCCUGCAGCCGCCGCCGCCGGCCGGAGCGCGUCACCGGCCUGUCGCUGCCGGACGCGCCGCUCGGAGGGGAGCUCACCGCCCACCUCGGUAACCUCUCAUUCCUCUACACCCUCGACCUCACCAACACCAGCCUCGUCGGCCCCGUCCCCGCCGACCUCGGCAGGCUACGCCGGCUACGGAGUCUCCUCCUCGGCGACAACCUGCUAUCGGCUGCCAUCCCACCCGCCAUAGCCAACCUCACGAUGCUCGAGCUCCUUCACCUGGGCAACAACAACCUCUCCGGGGAGAUCCCGCCCGACCUGCUGCACGGCAUGCGCCGCCUCUCGAGGAUCGCUCUGCACAUGAACCAGCUGACCGGAGACCUGCCGCCGCUUCUGUUCAACGGCACGCCCUCGCUGACGUUCGUCAACCUCGGGAACAACAGCCUGACGGGCGGCGUACCGCACGGCGUGGCGUCGUCGCCGUCGUCGCUGCCGAUGCUCGAGUACCUCAACCUGCGCGGCAACCGCCUCGCCGGCGCGGUGCCGCCGGCCGUCUACAACAUGUCGAGGCUGCGAGGGUUGGUGCUCUCGCACAACAACCUGACAGGGUGGAUCCCGACGACGAGCAACGGGAGCUUUCACCUGCCGAUGCUGCGCACGUUCUCCAUCAGCUCCAACGGCUUCGCCGGCCGGAUUCCGGCAGGGCUCGCGGCAUGCCGAUACCUGCAAACCCUGUCCAUUUCGUCGAAUAGCUUCGUGGAUGUCGUGCCGGCAUGGUUGGCUCAGCUGCCAUACCUCACUGAGCUUUUCUUGGGUGGAAAUCAGCUCACUGGCUCUAUCCCUCCUGGUCUCGGCAACCUCACCGGUGUUACCUCGCUGGACCUCUCCUUCUGCAACCUGACCGGUGAAAUUCCUUCAGAGUUAGGCCUUAUGAGAAGUCUCUCAACUCUGCGUCUCACAUACAACCAGCUGACAGGUCCAAUCCCAACUUCUCUUGGGAAUUUAUCGCAAUUAUCUUUCCUAGAUUUGCAGAUGAAUCAAUUGACUGGGGCAGUGCCAGCAACACUAGGCAAUAUCCCAGCUCUCAACUGGCUCACUCUGUCACUGAAUAAUCUAGAGGGGAACCUUGGCUUCUUGUCUUCCCUUUCUAAUUGCCGACAAAUUUGGAUCAUUACCUUGGAUUCAAAUUCUUUCACCGGGGAUCUUCCCGAUCAUACCGGCAACCUGUCUGCGCAAUUGAGUAUAUUUUCCGCGAGCGAAAAUAAGCUAACAGGUGGGCUCCCAUCGUCACUGUCAAAUUUGAGCAGUCUUGAACAGCUACAACUUCCUGGAAACCAGCUCACUGGGCCAAUCCCAGAAUCCAUCACCAUGAUGCCAAAUCUCGUAAGGCUAGAUGUGUCUAGCAAUGAUAUCUCAGGCCCUAUCCCGACUCAGAUUGGCAUGCUCAGCAGCUUACAGAGAUUGGAUCUCCAGAGAAACAGAUUAUUUGGCUCCAUACCAGAUAGCAUCGGCAACCUGAGUGAAUUAGAACACAUCAUGUUGUCCCAUAACCAACUGAACUCAACAAUACCUGCAAGCUUCUUCAACCUUGGCAAACUGGUGCGACUAAAUCUUUCUCACAACUCCUUCACUGGUGCACUACCAAAUGAUCUUAGCAGGCUAAAACAAGGUGAUACAAUUGAUUUAUCGUCCAAUUCUUUGCUUGGAAGUAUCCCAGAAUCAUUUGGACAAAUCAGGAUGCUGACCUACCUAAAUCUAUCGCACAACUCAUUUGGAGACUCAAUACCGUACUCAUUUCAAGAGCUUGCUAACUUGGCAACAUUGGACCUCUCCUCCAACAACCUCUCUGGUACCAUACCAAAAUUCCUUGCAAAUUUCACAUACUUGACAGCCUUGAAUCUGUCCUUCAAUAGGCUAGAAGGCCAGAUACCAGAUGGUGGUGUUUUCUCAAACAUUACGCUACAGUCCUUGAUCGGGAAUGCUGCAUUAUGCGGUGCUCCACGUCUAGGAUUUUCACCAUGUCUUCAGAAGUCUCACUCAAACAGUAGACACUUCCUAAGAUUUCUACUUCCAGUUGUCACCGUAGCAUUUGGCUGUAUGGUUAUUUGCAUUUUCCUAAUGAUCAGAAGGAAAAGUAAGAACAAGAAAGAGGAUUCAAGUCACACUCCAGGCGAUGACAUGAAUCAUUUGAUAGUCACCUACCAUGAGCUCGCUCGUGCCACCGAUAAAUUUAGCGAUGACAACUUAUUGGGGAGUGGGAGCUUCGGAAAAGUUUUCAAGGGCCAACUGAGCAGCGGUUUGGUGGUUGCGAUAAAAGUUCUAGAUAUGCACCUGGAAGAAGUGGCCAUUAGAAGCUUCGAUGCCGAAUGCCGUGUGCUUCGCAUGGCUCGGCACCGGAACCUGAUAAAGGUACUGAACACCUGCUCCAACAUGGAGUUCAGAGCACUGGUGCUUCACUACAUGCCCAAUGGCAGCUUAGACAUGCUCCUGCACUCUCAAGGCACAAGUUCUUUGGGGUUGUUGAAGAGGUUGGACAUCAUGCUAGAUGUGUCGAUGGCGAUGGAAUAUCUUCACCAUGAGCAUUAUGAGGUUGUCCUACACUGUGACCUGAAGCCUAGCAAUGUGUUAUUUGAUGAGGAAAUGACGGCGCAUGUGGCGGACUUCGGCAUCGCAAAGUUGCUACUGGGUGAUGACACGUCAAAGAUCACGGCAAGCAUGCCUGGAACAUUUGGGUACAUGGCACCAGAGUACGGAUCACUCGGAAAGGCGUCGCGCAAUAGCGACGUGUUCAGCUUCGGAAUCAUGCUCCUUGAAGUCUUUACUGGAAAGCGACCCACGGAUCGUUUGUUCGUUGGAGAAGUGACCAUUAGGCAGUGGGUCAAUCAAGCAUUUCCGGCGAAGCUUGUUCAUGUUCUGGACGACAAGCUACAGCUAGAUGAGUCUUCUAUCCAAGACCUGAAUCACCUUCUUUUGCCAAUAUUUGAGGUUGGCUUGCUCUGCUCAAGUGACUUGCCUGACCAGAGGAUGUCAAUGGCCGGUGUUGUGGUGACACUGAAGAAGAUUAGAAAGGAUUAUGAAGAAAAAAAUUGACAUUAGAUUAGCUGCCGUGCAGAGUUGUAGCCAAUGAUUGGUUGGUGUUAUUGAUAUUAUGGUUUUGUUUGCUUAUGCUAUAGAAGAAUAGCGUCAGCGGCAGAGGAUUUAUACAGCAUUUUUGCCUACUCUUCUUUAAAUCUCAUCGACUUUUUAUGCAUGUUAGUUGUUGAAUUCAGUGCGUUCAGCUGCUUUGGAAGCA
Messenger RNA from Oryza sativa Japonica Group (Japanese rice), 3701 nucleotides. RefSeq names its product probable LRR receptor-like serine/threonine-protein kinase At3g47570. NCBI's taxonomy places the organism in Eukaryota, Viridiplantae, Streptophyta, Magnoliopsida, Poales, Poaceae. Gene Ontology annotation, molecular function: protein binding; protein serine/threonine kinase activity; ATP binding. The record is from RefSeq and is a predicted model, not a curated record. Gene Ontology annotation, biological process: protein phosphorylation.